Messenger RNA from Culex quinquefasciatus (southern house mosquito), 914 nucleotides. RefSeq lists its product as uncharacterized. The coding region runs from base 161 to 847 and encodes 228 amino acids. The transcript is spliced from 4 exons. The record is from RefSeq and is a predicted model, not a curated record. NCBI's taxonomy places the organism in Eukaryota, Metazoa, Arthropoda, Insecta, Diptera, Culicidae.
AGUAAAUGUUAAUCAAUGAAUGUUGUUUACGUUUUUGCCUUUUUAAUGAUAGUCACACCAACUCCUGCAGUCUCAUAAGAAGCAGGUCUAAUCAGCAGUGUUUUACAUUGAAAUACGUACUGCGCGUGAUCUUUGCACUAUUUCAAACCAAACAACGAUCAUGGCUGGAGCCUUCACAAUGAUUGUGGCAAUCGCAGUGCUCAGUAGUAGAGAGAGUUCAGCAAUUCCCAUAUUCCACGGAUAUUACCUUUCGGCUCUUCAGGAAGGAUGUCACUCAAAAACCAACGAAAGCACAAUAAGACCAAGCGGAGUCGCUCAAUUCCGCAGCUGCAUCGCCAAGCAUCUUGACCUGCAGGAAACGCAACGGGAGUACGCCCAGCUGAACGAUUUCAGCCGGAUUCAGUUCUUCGACAAGUACUGUCCCCAGAUCAACAGCUCGCUGGAGUGCUUCGGUCCGAUGAUGGAGGAUUUGCGCCGUUGCCGGGACCCGGAAGAUAUGAAGCUGUACGAAGUUGUGGCCGAAACGCUGCCAAAAGCCGUGUCCUGGAUCUGUCUAAAUCAUGGGGAAGUGUUUGCUAAAUUGAAGGAUCCUCGAACCCAAAUGUGCUUGGACAGCUUGGAAUCCAAAGCAGAAGUCAAAUGUGGCCGUGGAAUGUCCAGCGUAUUUAAGCCUCGACGGCGUCGGAUAUCCCAGUACGAGGAGGUAGAGUGCAGAGGAUUCAUCGAAACGCACAACUGUAUAGUCGAGAAGUAUAUUUCCUGCGGAGUUGCUGAAGCAAAAGAGUUGCUCGAUCUUUUCUACAAGCCAAUUAUGGAGGCGAGUUCGUGUGAAAAUACAGUUAUAUAACUUCAAAUUUAAUAUCCUAAGUAUUAUUGUGCUCACAGUACAGUUAUUCCCGUUCUAUAGAACUGAA